AUGUACUUAUCAUCCAAGUUACUAAUAUCACAUUACGAAGACGGUACUAAAUCACCACCAAGUAACGCUAGUCUAUUAUUUACACCAAACUCACAGGAUUAUUUCAGGACGUCUUAUCCACAAGUAGAACCUAAUGAUCAAACAAUAAAACAAAAAAUGCCCAAUAUAUGGCACAUUAUACCGAAACAAAGUUAUAUAUUUGGAAUAUCUUGGAGCUUAAGUGAAUUUUUAAUAUCAGUUUUAGAAAAUUUAGCAUAUUAUCAAGAAAUAGCACCUUUCAAUAAUAAUAAAGGUUUGACUGGAAAAAAUGGCAAUAUCGAAGGAAACGUUAGUGGUAGUGAUAGUAACACUAGCAAGAAUUAUGGCAAUGAUAUUGAAAAUGAUGAUGAUUUAUUAACCAACCCAAAUGGCUGUGAUUAUAUCAGAAAAUAUAUUAACUUAGACACCUGUACGGAUGCUCUGCAUUCGAUUUCAUUAUUAUCUAAUAACGUAUAUUAUGGUGAGACAAGACCAUCUAACAAAAAUAUACUUCUCGAUACUAGAGAAAACACAAGUAGGAAAAAGAAACAUAGCAGUGGAAAUGCUAUUAACAAAGGAUUUAAUGAGGAUUCAACAAUAAUAGUAGAUUUCACCAAUAAUACGUUGGGCUAUACCAAUAAUGUCAACAACGACAACAACAACAACAACAACAACAACAAUAAUAAUAAUAAUAAUAGCAAUAGUACUACGGUUAAUAAUAAUAAUGGUAAUAUUAAUAGUAAUGAUAAUGAUAUUAUUAACACCAAUGUAUAUGAUUAUGAUAACAAUAGCACUAGUAGUAGAUUAUUAAUAACACCUGGAAUCGUGACACCAUUAACCCCGACAUCGACACAAUUGAAAUAUUUCCCUCGUAUAAAUAGUAAUACUAAGUUAAUUAAAAAAUUGGUGGCAUGCUUUUUUAUACUAAUAAGUGAUAUUUUUUUAACUAUAGGGCAAUCAUUAAUAAGUUCAAUAUAUUUUAUUUAUGUACCAGGCUACCCACAACUUUUCACCCCCAUAGUUAGAUAUUUUGGUUCUAGGACAUUCAUCCGCUUUGUUCUAAGUAUAAUGUUCCCAUUUAUUGUAUUAGAUUUAAUCACACAUAUAAUUUUAUAUUUUUGGAGGAGCAUUUAUGAAAGUGAUGCUUACUAUUCUUCUCCCAUCCAUAGUGGCAACAACAAUAACAAAACCGACGUUGGUCAAGAAGCUGGGUUGAUAAGUGGCAUUAUUGGUGGUAGUGCUAAUAUUAACCAUAAGUAUGGUAGUAUUGUGCCAGAUGAUGCUAUUUUGCCCGUCUCCUCAUCGACAGGGUAUAAUGAUGCUGACGAAAUAAAUUAUAGUAAUUCACUACAAUAUUUACAGUCAUCAACAAUAGGAAGAAUUGAAAAUUCACCGCUUCUAAAUGGCAUGAUGGCAUCAAAUAACAAUACUAGAAAUAAUGGGCCUUUUGAUAGAUUAAUGAUAGUUGAGCAUUUAAAGAGGUUAACUGCUUAUUGGAGAAAAGUUGGUAUAAGAAAAAGAUUUAUAAUUACAGGUAGUUUAAUUUACGGAGUUAUUGUUUUUACGCUGGGAAUGGUUUUCACUAUUAAACAGUAA
Saccharomycodes ludwigii is the source of this 1614-nucleotide messenger RNA. RefSeq names its product Ait1p (gene AIT1). Lineage: Eukaryota; Fungi; Ascomycota; Saccharomycetes; Saccharomycodales; Saccharomycodaceae. Bases 1 to 1614 code for a protein of 537 amino acids. The record is from RefSeq and is a predicted model, not a curated record. The transcript has 2 exons.